Messenger RNA from Enhydra lutris kenyoni (northern sea otter), 1446 nucleotides. RefSeq names its product TATA-box binding protein associated factor 7 like. Gene Ontology annotation, biological process: transcription initiation at RNA polymerase II promoter; RNA polymerase II preinitiation complex assembly. Bases 1 to 1446 code for a protein of 481 amino acids. The transcript is spliced from 13 exons. Gene Ontology annotation, molecular function: RNA polymerase II general transcription initiation factor activity. The record is from RefSeq and is a predicted model, not a curated record. Lineage: Eukaryota; Metazoa; Chordata; Mammalia; Carnivora; Mustelidae. Gene Ontology annotation, cellular component: transcription factor TFIID complex.
AUGGAGCACCCUGAGGGACAGCCUCCGGAUCUGUUAGUAAAUGAUUCAACACCAACAGUUUCAACAUCGGAAGCAACCGGCUCCAAAGAUCCCCAAAUUUCUGUCGACAACGAGGGUGAAACUGUUGGCGACCCGGGCGCCGAAAAUGCCAGCUACCAAGUCACCCAAACUGCUGCCGACCACGUCACCAAAGCUGAUGCCGACAGCGGCACCCCGGCUGGAGCCACAGCGCCUCAGGAAAACUUACCAGAAGGGAAAGAGAUGAGUAAAAGCCAGGAUGAACCUCCUCACGAACUUGAGAACCAGUUUAUAUUGCGUCUGCCUCCGGAACAUGCAUCUGCUGUCAGGAAGAUACUACAUUCUAGAAGUGUUGCCAUGAAGAAUAAACUCAAAAUUGACUUAUCUUCUGAUGGACGUCAUGCAGUUGUUGAUGUAGAAGAUGUCUCACUAGCUGCAAAGGUGGUUGAUUUGCCAUGUGUUAUUGGAAGCCUGAAAACUCUUGAUAAAAAAACUUUUUAUAAAACAGCAGAUAUUUCUCAGAUGCUUGUGUGCACUGCUGAUGGUGAUCUCCACUCUUCUCCAGAAGAACCAGUUACCUCUACUGAUCUUAAAGUAAUCAGGAAAAAUGAAAAAGAGAGACAGAAAAAAUAUGUCUGGAAGCAUGGCAUUACUCCACCACUUAAGAAUGUCAGAAAGAAAAGGUUCCGCAAAACAACAAAAAAGCUCACCGAUUUCAAACAAAUUGAAGAAAUCAGCUUUCCUGAGUACAUUGAAUCUCCUGAUGUGGAAAAGGAAGUGAAAAGACUCUUGUGUUCAGAUGCUGAAGCUGUCAGUGCUCGAUGGGAAGUCAUUGCUGAAGAUGAAACCAAGGAAAUAGAGAGUCAGGGCUCUAUCCCAGGCUUUGCACUAUCCCCAGGAAUGAGUGACUAUAAGCAGGAUCAUAUCUCAUCAGGAUAUGGUAUGCUUCGGGAGGUGUUCAGUGAUUCUAGCAGUAACAGUGAUGAUGAUGAUGAUGACGAUGAUGAUGACGAUGACGAGGAGGAGGAUGACGACAAUAAGGAGGAUGAGGAGGAGGAUGAGGAGGAUGAGGAUGAAGAGGAUGACUAUGAUGAGGAGUACAAAAUUGAGGAAGAGGAUGAAGAUUAUUAUGAAGAGGAUCUGGAAAGGGAGCUACAGGCCAAGUUCUUUGCAUCUGGCCAGUAUGAGGCAAAGGAAGAAGCCAGUUCAAUAGUUAUGGAUAUUCAGAAGCAGAUUCAUUACAUGGAGAAAAAGCUCCAAGAGAUUCGUUGCAAAGCACAAAGACAGAAGAAUCUCAUAAUGAAAGUGGAAAACCUGGCGCUCAAGAAUCAUUUACAGUCUGUGCUGGAGCAGCUUAUAUUACAGGAAAUGCAAAGAAAAGAGCAGCUCAUUUCCCUAAAGGAACAACUGAAAUAUUUUUUGAAGUGA